CAACAGAGGCCUAUGGAGCCAGGUGCUUGGGGAAAUAGGACAACUGUCACUGAGUUCAUCCUUCUUGGCCUGACGGAGAAUAUAAGACUACAACCUAUCCUUUUUGCUGUCUUCCUCCUUGCCUAUGUAGUCACAGUUGGGGGCAACAUCAGCAUCCUGGCUGCCAUCUUUGUGGAGCCCAAACUCCACACCCCCAUGUAUUAUUUCCUGGGGAACCUGUCUCUGUUGGACAUCGGGUGCAUCACUGUCACUGUUCCUCCCAUGUUGGUGUGUCUCCUGGCCCACAAGUGCCGGGUUCCAUAUGCUGGCUGCAUUUCACAGCUCUUCUUUUUCCACCUCCUGGCAGGGGUGGACUGUCACCUCUUAACAGCCAUGGCCUAUGAUCGCUACCUGGCCAUCUGUCAGCCCCUUACCUAUAGCACUCGGAUGAGUCGUGAAGUCCAGGGUGCCCUGGUGGGCAUUUGCUGUACCAUCUCCUUCAUCAAUGCUCUGACUCAUACAGUGGCUGUGUCUGUGCUUGACUUCUGUGGCCCUAACGUGGUCAAUCACUUCUACUGUGACCUCCCACCUCUUUUCCAGCUCUCCUGCUCCAGCAUCCAUCUCAAUGGGCAGCUGCUUUUUGUAGGGGCCACUUUUAUGGGGGUGGUCCCCAUGAUUCUUAUCUCAGUGUCCUAUGCCCAUGUUGCAGCUGCAGUAUUACGAAUUCGCUCAGCUGAGGGGAGGAAGAAGGCCUUCUCCACGUGUGGCUCCCACCUCACUGUGGUCUGUAUCUUUUAUGGAACUGGCUUCUUCAGUUACAUGCGUCUGGGCUCAGUCUCGGCCUCAGACAAGGACAAGGGGAUUGGGAUCCUUAACACUAUCCUCAGCCCUAUGCUAAACCCAGUCAUUUAUAGCCUCCGGAACCCUGAUGUGCAGGGUGCCCUGAAAAGGGUGCUGACGGGAAAGAGGCCUCCAGCAUGA
Molecule: messenger RNA, 960 nt
Organism: Otolemur garnettii (small-eared galago)
Lineage: Eukaryota; Metazoa; Chordata; Mammalia; Primates; Galagidae
Product: olfactory receptor 139
Exons: 1
Coding region: 13-960 (315 amino acids)
Biological process (GO): G protein-coupled receptor signaling pathway
Cellular component (GO): membrane
Molecular function (GO): olfactory receptor activity; G protein-coupled receptor activity
Source: RefSeq, a predicted model, not a curated record